AUGCCAGAGGAGGAAGAACGUUGUAUUUGUCAAAUUUGCGAAUGCGGGGUGCGAAAAAUUCGUCCAGCAGAAGCACUGAUUAAUUCUGGAGAAUUUAAUGGUGAAACUACGAACAAAGCGGAUUUUUAUGAGAAACAUGCUGCCAAACAAGUAGCGUUUCGUCCAACCGAAACAACAAUCGGUGGCGGAGAAUUCUUAGGAAACACGACAAAUAAGACGGAUUUCGAUUUAAAAAAGAGCGAACGGCAGACACCAUUCCGGCCAGCAGAAACAGCUAUAGGAGGUGGAGAAUUCACCGGAAGCACUACAACCAAAACAGACUUCAACAUGAAAAGGGCUGAACGACCUACAGCGUUUCGACCAGCUGAAACAGCUAUCGGUGGAGGUGAAUUUUCCGAAAGCACAACAAGUAAAGUGGACUUCGAUAGGAAGGAGGCGGAACGCCAAAAAGCUUUCCGUCCACCUGUUUCCAAAAUUUCUUCGGGAGACUUCGAUGGGAUUACAACCACUAAGGCCGAUUUCGAUCGAAAACAGGGCGAGCGAAUCAAAGCAUACCGUCCUCCCGUGACAAGUCUUGCCAGCGGUGAUUUCUCCGGGACCACCACUAAUCGGGCAGAUUUUGUUGGAAAGAUGCAGCCAAAGAUGGACGAAUCUGCGUUGGACGAUUUAGAGAACAGUUUUAAAAGACUACUCGAUGAAUCUGAUGAAGAAACUACAGAAAAUGGUUCUAUCUUUAAUGAUGCGUUAGUGCUGCUGCUUGCGGAUAAGGAGUUAAAUUCGAGAAGCAAUGAGAGAUUGUCGGUGUCAGAUGGAGUAAGAGCCAUUCGACCGAAAAGUAAUUCGUUGGAACGAGGUCUACCAUUUGAAGGACAUUCUACAUAUCAGGAUGGAUUCUUUUUGAAGGAAGCGGUUCGUCAGCGAUCCAUGCGACCUACUGAGACCAACUACUUAUCAAGCAGUGCGUUUGUUGGUGACACUACGCAGAAAUCUGACUUCACCGCAAAGAAGGUCGACAUAUGUCCGGCGGAGAAAGUGCUUUCUAGGAGGGACAAGUCGUAUGAGUUUUCUGCAAAACGCAACGGUCAUGAUUUUUAUCAUCAUCGGAUCACACAUUCGAAUAGGGUUCAUAGUUCGCUUGUUCCGGUAGCAUAA
Necator americanus (New World hookworm) is the source of this 1152-nucleotide messenger RNA. RefSeq lists its product as uncharacterized. The transcript has 11 exons. Gene Ontology annotation, cellular component: ciliary basal body; cytoskeleton; axonemal microtubule. The coding region runs from base 1 to 1152 and encodes 383 amino acids. Gene Ontology annotation, molecular function: microtubule binding. The record is from RefSeq and is a predicted model, not a curated record. NCBI's taxonomy places the organism in Eukaryota, Metazoa, Nematoda, Chromadorea, Rhabditida, Ancylostomatidae.